Aspergillus puulaauensis is the source of this 1593-nucleotide messenger RNA. Its product is annotated as cytochrome P450. The record is from RefSeq and is a predicted model, not a curated record. Lineage: Eukaryota; Fungi; Ascomycota; Eurotiomycetes; Eurotiales; Aspergillaceae. The coding region runs from base 1 to 1593 and encodes 530 amino acids. Gene Ontology annotation, molecular function: iron ion binding; heme binding; oxidoreductase activity, acting on paired donors, with incorporation or reduction of molecular oxygen. The transcript is spliced from 6 exons.
AUGCAUUCACUCCCGUUUCUCCUUGCUGUCACCGUUAUAGGAUCGCUGUACGUGAUCCUCACCAAGGGCCGUAGGGAAAAGGGCCUCCCUCCUGGACCCCCCACCCUACCGAUCCUAGGAAACCUCCAUCAAAUACCGAUAAAAGGAUCCUAUCUCAAAUUCACAGAAUGGGCAGCCAAAUACGGCGGUCUGUACUCCCUCAAGCUCGGCACUGGAACAGCAAUUGUCAUCACCGACCGCCGCAUCGUCAAGGAGCUGGUCGACAAGAAAAGCUCCAAAUACAGCAACCGGCCGGAAUCGUUCCUCGCGAAUGCGAUCACUGGUGGGUCGCAUCUGCUGGUUAUGCAGUAUGGGCCACUGUGGCGCACGAUGCGUAAGCUGGUGCACCAGCACUUCAUGGAGUCGGUGGUCGAGAAGAGCCAUAUCCAGGUCCAGAAUGCCGAAGCGGUGCAGAUGGUGAGAGACUUUUGCGUGCGGCCUGAUCAGCAUAUGCUGCAUCCCAAGCGGUUCAGUAACAGCAUUAUCAUGAGUUUGGUGUACGGAGUUCGGACACCCUCGGUGCAGACAGCGCAUAUGGCGCAGCUGUAUGACAUGAUGGAAGGAUGGUCCAAAGUGAUGGAACCCGGCAAUACCCCCCCAGUUGACAUCUACCCUUUCCUACACUACAUUCCUCAAAAGGUUUUCGGUAAUUGGUUCUCACGCGCAAAAGGCGUCCGUGAAGAAAUGGGUCAGCUCUACAGUCAGUAUCUCGACCUCGUGUACGAUCGCCGCAAGAAAGUCGGCAGCGCAGGCUCGUUUAUGGAUACGGUGAUUGACCAGAAUGAGAAGCUCGGCCUCACGCGCCAUCAGUUGUAUUUCCUGGGAGGUGUCCUGAUGGAGGGCGGAUCUGACACAACGAGCUCAAUUAUCUUGGCUUUCAUCCACGCCAUGACCAAAUGGACGGACGUUUUGAAGAAGGCGCAGGCUGAGAUCGAUGCUGUUGUUGGCGAGGACAGGACGCCCGUGUGGUCUGACUACGACAAGUUGCCCUAUAUUGCAGCAACAGUCAAGGAGGCCAUGAGAUGGAGGCCGGUUGUCCCGUUGGCGUUUCCUCAUGCUGCUACUGAAGAUGAUUGGAUUGACGGCCACUUCAUUCCCAAAGGAAGCACGGUUAUCGUCAACGGCUGGGGAAUGCACCACGACGAAUCUCGCUUCACAGACCCUUCUGUCUUUGACCCAGACCACUACAAGGGUCAAAUGGCCCUUGCGCCCGAACUCGCCAAUGCCUCCGACUACACUUCACGCGACCAUUACGGCUACGGCACCGGACGCCGCAUCUGCCCGGGUAUCCAUGUUGCCGAGCGCAACCUGUUCCUGGCCAUUUCGAAGAUUAUAUGGGCCUUUUCCAUCCAGCCAGGCCUCGACGAGACAGGCGAGCCCAUUAAGCCGGACUUGGAUCCUAAGACAGGGUACAGUGAAGGGUUCCUAGUAUGCGCGAAUGACUUUCCGUGUCGAAUCACACCAAGGUCAGAAGCCAGGCGAGAGACUAUCAUGGAAGAGUAUCGGAAAGCACAAGAAGACGUGUUUUCGCGGUUUGAGAGCCCACCUUUAUAG